Messenger RNA from Desarmillaria tabescens, 2110 nucleotides. Its product is annotated as laccase. The record is from RefSeq and is a predicted model, not a curated record. Gene Ontology annotation, molecular function: oxidoreductase activity; copper ion binding. NCBI's taxonomy places the organism in Eukaryota, Fungi, Basidiomycota, Agaricomycetes, Agaricales, Physalacriaceae. The coding region runs from base 413 to 1969 and encodes 518 amino acids. The transcript is spliced from 21 exons.
GUUUGGGUCUGACCCUGGUGCCCAAGUUACCGGGCAGAGUGCACUGGAAGGGUUGGCUUUAGGGUGCUAGACAUUGCUAAAUUAUGAGAGGCGCUGCUGAAAGGUAGACUUCUCAUCUCUUUUGCGCCAGCACGCUUUUGCAAUCAUAGCUCUUUUUCUCUCUUUCUCUACCACACUCCCUCAGGAAUGGGUUCGUCAUUGUCCCAUGAUACAGUAUAUGCCUCACCAUUUCCACUAACACUUUUACACGGUCAACAAUGCUUCCUGUAUACUAUUUCUCUCCCGAUCUUCGGGUACCACACACCGGCUUCCCACACCCAGCGACUCUCGAGAAAUGCCUCACGCACCGAGGAUGAGGAUGAGUAUAAGUAUCCCUCUGCAAUAAUCCCUCACUCCAUUCGCUUGCUCGACAAUGCGUCUCCAAGUCUCCUCUUUACUGGCCUUGUUACCGUUUGUCUACGGUAAAACCCACAACUUUGAACUUAGCAUCGGGAACAAGAUUCUCGCCCCCGAUGGGUUUCCGCGCUCAGCUAUCGCGCCCAAUGGAACAUUUCCGGGACCUACGUUCAAAGUCAACAAAGGGGACGACGUGCAUAUCGUCACCACCAACGACUUGACGGACCCCGGGAUGAGAAGGAGUUUUUCGAUCCACUGGCACGGAUUUUUCCAAGCUCGCACCUCAGUUAUGGAUGGGCCUUCUUUCGUCAACCAGUGCCCCAUCCCCCCUAAUAACACCUUUGAUUAUGCGUUCAGUACUGCGCAACAAAGUGGAAACUACUGGUACCACUCGCAUCUAUCUACCCAAUACUGUGACGGGUUGCGCGGCGCCUUCAUAGUAUACGAUCCCAAUGAUCCUUUGAAGCACUUGUACGACGUCGAUGACGACAGCACCAUCAUCACGCUCGCGGACUGGUACCACGACCUUGCCCCGGACGCCCAGAACCGAUUUUUCCAGACUGGUACUGUUCCGAUUCCCGACUCCGGACUGAUCAACGGUGUCGGGCGGUUCAAUGGCGGGCCCUUAGUCCCCUACUCCGUCAUCACGGUCGAAAAGGGCAAACGCUACCGUCUGCGCCUCAUCCAGAUUGCAUGCCGGCCCUUCUUCACCUUUUCAAUUGACAACCAUAACAUUACUGCAAUGGAAUUUGAUGGGGUCGAGCAUGAUCCUGUCACGGUUCAGAACAUUGACAUAUAUGCUGCCCAACGCGUUUCUGUCAUCCUCCACGCGGACCAGCCGAUAGAUAAUUAUUGGAUUAGGGCUCCACCGACAGGUGGCGCGCCCGCCGGUAACCCCAACUUCAACCCCGACUUGACACGCGCGAUCCUGCGGUACAAAGGUGCACCGGACCAGGAGCCUACGACGAACAACACGCCCGGAAUCAAGUUGGACGAUGCUGACAUGCACCCAAUCGCGUCAGAACAUCCCGGAAAGCUUGGAAGCGGUCCUCCGGACGUUGCGUAUACUCUGAACAUCGCGCAACCCAACCCACCCUUCUUUGAUAUUAACGGGAUCAGCUACAUCUCACCCUCGGUACCGGUGCUGCUACAAAUCCUGAGUGGAGCGGGACAGCCGCAAGACUUUUUGCCUUCAGAACAAAUCUUCCUUCUGCCGCCCAACAAGACUAUUGAGAUAUCUAUCCCCGGGACUGGAGCACACCCGUUCCACUUGCACGGACACAACUUUGACGUCAUUCGGGUAUCCAAUUCGAAUGUGACCAACUUUGUAAACCCCCCUCGACGAGACGUGAUUCCCAUUAACGGGGGAAACACGACUUUCCGGUUCAUGAGCGACAAUCCGGGGGCUUGGUUCUUGCAUUGUCACAUUGACUGGCAUUUGGAAGCCGGUCUGGCUAUUGUGUUUGCGGAGAGUCCGGCUGACAAUAUUGAAGGACCGCAUUCACAGACUACGCCGCAGGAUUGGGAGACGUUGUGUCCAGAGUACGAUGCUUUGGAGCCGGAAUUCCAGUAGUUGAAGUACCGUAGGAAAUGAAAGAAAAUGAUUAUGCGUAUUUAUGCCGUAGUUGACAAAUGACUAGUGACUGCUGAUGCGGUUUACGGAGGUUAAUAACAAGGUUACUGCGAUGAGGUCAUGGAACAAAUUCCCAUGGAU